Messenger RNA from Arachis ipaensis, 2605 nucleotides. RefSeq names its product G-type lectin S-receptor-like serine/threonine-protein kinase At1g34300. The record is from RefSeq and is a predicted model, not a curated record. Gene Ontology annotation, biological process: protein phosphorylation; recognition of pollen. Gene Ontology annotation, molecular function: protein serine/threonine kinase activity; ATP binding. Lineage: Eukaryota; Viridiplantae; Streptophyta; Magnoliopsida; Fabales; Fabaceae.
GUCAAGACAAAAACAAACACACACAAAGCCGCCAUUCAAUAAUUCAUUAUCCAACCAAUCAAAAACUAGAAAAUUGAUAUAAUUUAUUUCCAUCUCACAACUUCACAAACCCAGAAAACAAAACCAACCACCAUGUCUCUAACCACAUUCUCUUCCUCCUCCUCCUUCUUCUUCUUCUUCAUCAUCAAUUUCAUCUUCCUCUUCAAUCUUCACCCUUCAAUUGCACAAAGCCAAAACCAACGAGUAACCUUCUCUUCAUUCAACAGCUCAGACUCUCCAUGGAGUCCAACUCAGAACAAAUUCCUUAUCUCACCAAACAGAAACUUCACUGCUGGCUUCUUCCCCCUUCCGAAUUCCCCAAACCACUUCACCUUCUCCGUUUCGUUCGCCAAAGUUCCCCAAUCUUCAAACCCUAUCGUUUGGAACGCCACAUCCACCAACCUCACCUCCAAAUCUUCGCUUCAAAUCACCACCAAUAAUCAAAUCCUCCUCAACGGUCUCCCAUUAUUUGUUAACCCUAACCGCUCAUCUUCUUCCCAAUCGAACAACGCAUCAACGAUUCAACUCGUUCUCACCGACGACGGAAACUUGAAAUUCGGAGAUUCGAACAGCUUCGAUGACGCUACCAACACUAUCCUUCCCAAUCAAGACGUCAACUCAACCGAGCUUGUAUCUAACAACGGGAGAUUCAAGUUCGUUAACUCUUCGUUUCUUGUUCUUGCUUCGAACAACGGUCCGUUCUUGAACAUGGAUAAUUUGGGGAUGAUGAAUAUGCAAGGUAACUCGUUCCUCACCUCGGAUUACGGUGACAACAGGUUCCGGAAACUGGUGCUCGAUGACGAUGGGAAUCUAAAGAUCUAUAGCUUCUAUCCUGAAGAGAAUAAUCAGUGGAAGGUUGUGUGGAGAGCGAUAUGGGAAAUGUGCCAUGUCAAAGGAAGGUGCGGUUCUUAUGCUAUUUGCGUAACAAGUGAUGGUUUGAACGUGACUACCACUUCUUGUGUUUGCCCCACCGGGUUCGCCGCAAACAACGGUGUUCCCGACCGUGGCUGCACACGGAAGAAACCACUCUCCAAGAACACCGGCUUCAUCAGGCUCGAUUACGUGAACUACACAGUCUCCGGCGACGGCAGCACCAUGAACCAGUUAAGCGGCUCCCAGAAUUUCUCUGUCUGCGAAGCCACCUGCAAAACAAACCCCAACUGCUUGGGAUUCGGAUUCAAGUACGACGGAUCAGGUUUCUGCGUUCCGCUAAUCGGUAAAGAGCUUCAAUACGGUUACUGGUCACCGGGCACCGAGACCGCGUUGUUCAUCAAAGUAGAUGAAUCAGAAUCAGAAGAAAGCUCCAAUUUCGUUGGGCUGACGGAGGUUAUGCAAACGAGUUGCCCGGUGAGGAUAAGCCUGCCGCUGCCACCGAAGGACUCGAACGCCACCACGAGGAACAUCAUCAUAAUCUGCACGCUAUUUGCGGCAGAGCUUAUUUCUGGUGUGGCUUUCUUCUGGUCUUUCUUAAAGAGAUACAUCAAAUACAGGGACAUGGCCACUACUUUAGGCCUUGAACUCUUACCUGCUGGUGGCCCCAAAAGGUUCACUUACUCUGAGCUCAAGGCCGCAACCAAUGAUUUUUCCAACCUCAUUGGAAGAGGUGGAUUUGGGGCGGUUUACCGAGGCGAGUUGCCAGACCACCGCGUCGUCGCUGUCAAAGUCUUGAAAAACGUUUCAGGUGGCGACGCGGAGUUCUGGGCCGAGGUGACCAUCAUUGCCAGAAUGCACCACCUCAAUUUGGUUCGACUAUGGGGAUUCUGUGCGGAGAAAGGACAAAGAAUUCUCGUGUACGAGUACAUCCCUGGUGGCUCAUUGGACAAGUACCUCUUCAGGUUGAACAAUUCUAAAAAAGGCGACUCAAAUACACAGCAAGAGAAGCCUAUUUUGGAUUGGAAUAUGAGGUAUAGAAUUGCUCUUGGUGUAGCCAGAUCUAUUGCAUAUUUGCAUGAAGAGUGUUUGGAAUGGGUUCUACACUGCGACAUCAAACCCGAAAAUAUUCUUCUAGGCGAUGACUUUUGUCCUAAGAUAUCGGAUUUUGGACUCGCUAAGUUAAGGAAAAAAGAGGAUAUGGUAACAAUGUCCAAGAGGAGGGGUACUCCGGGAUACAUGGCUCCUGAAUGGAUUACUGCGGAUCCAAUAACAUCAAAGGCUGAUGUAUAUAGUUUCGGAAUGGUGUUGUUGGAGCUUGUGAGUGGAGUUAGAAACUUUGAGAGUCCUGAGUCUAUGGUUAGAAGUGAUGAGUGGUACUUUCCAGGUUGGGCUUUCGAUAAGAUGUUCAAGGAAAUGAGGGUCGAGGACAUUCUUGAUGGUCAUAUUAGGGAAAUGUAUGAUACAAGGGCCCAUUUUGAAAUGGUUAAUAGGAUGGUGAAGACUGCUAUGUGGUGCCUUCAGGAUAGGCCUGAGUUGAGGCCUACAAUGGGGAAAGUGGCUAAGAUGUUGGAAGGAACUGUGGAGAUUACUGAUCCCAAGAAGCCCACCGUGUUCUUCCUUGGGGAAGAGUAGAUGGGAUGAUUGUAUUUUCUAAAACUCAUCAAAUGUUUGUCUUUUUUACAUUUUUCAUGGG